Messenger RNA from Penicillium oxalicum, 864 nucleotides. RefSeq names its product mediator of RNA polymerase II transcription subunit 18. The record is from RefSeq and is a predicted model, not a curated record. Gene Ontology annotation, biological process: regulation of transcription by RNA polymerase II; termination of RNA polymerase II transcription. Gene Ontology annotation, molecular function: transcription coregulator activity. The transcript is spliced from 2 exons. Lineage: Eukaryota; Fungi; Ascomycota; Eurotiomycetes; Eurotiales; Aspergillaceae. The coding region runs from base 1 to 864 and encodes 287 amino acids. Gene Ontology annotation, cellular component: mediator complex; core mediator complex.
AUGCACGAGCUCCUGCUCUUCGCCUCGGUCCCGGUCCACCAGCAUCAUGAGCUCUUGCAGCAGCUGGCGGGCCUGACGGCCAUGCAACCUCGCCACGCGCUGGAGCGUCGGCUCAUCUUCAAGGCCUUUCGCAAGCCCGGCGUGAUCACUGGCCGUGUGGGUGGCAGCCAAGAUCUGCAACAGGCCAAUGCGGCUGAUCUCCAACGGGUGAACAAGAUGCUCAACGGGGGCAUGUUCUACACUCAGGUCGUGGGCCCCGUCUUGGAGAAGGAUUUCGCGGCCGCGCCAUCCAACAUGCCCUCGUCGGAGUCGGAUCGCGACACGCAGAUGGCCGGGAUGGAGGACUCGGGACCACCUCCUGCGGGACCGUCAACCUCUGACACAGCUGCCACUGGAUAUGACUUUGACCAGCAGCCAUGGAAGCUGGAGUUUAGAGACAUCCCCGAAGCUGCGACGCGUUCGGCCGUCACAACGCGGUUGAUGGCUAGUGCCGCCCUGCCUCGCGGAAACGUCGAACCAUCGAUGAAUGCAUGGGGAUACGGAUUCGUGACGGAGUACCUCGUUGAGGGCGAUGUCUUCAUCCACAAUGACAUCGUGAUUUUCCUGCAUCGCAUCCUGCACUACCCAGCAGGAGAGAGGGAGCCUCGGGAGCCCCGGCGAACCCUGCCCGGAUUGAAGGAGAUGGCACCGUUGGAAAAGACGGGCAGCUAUGUCCUCCAGGCCUCUAUCACUGUUCAGGAUGGGAGCAACCAGGAGACCAUGAAGAUGGCAUCUCAGCACUUGCUUGGGUUGCGGGAACAGCUCAAGUCGGCAGUGCGGCUGGAACCAGCGGAUCGCCUGUCCUUGGACACGCGGGCCAAGUGA